CUCAACUUCAACACCGAUUUCUCGUCACCUCCUGCGCCUGUUCGAUACUGUCGAUUAUUGAAGCUUCGAGGCCGUCUCAUUACUCGUUAAUAUUGUGCUUCUGCAGUCACGAUGGACUUCUCGGAUAUCUUUCGUAUGGUGAACCUUGCGGUUGCAGUGUUUUUGGUACUAGGCGGCAUUGCGCAGUUCUUCGACAUACAAAGUUUUUCCGAUAUCAUCAAAGGUGUCUAUCUGAUUAUCUUCGGUCUUGGAACGGCGCUUCUCGAGUUCCAGAUUCCACCACAAGUGGCCCGAUAUGCCUCGUUCAUGUUCUCCUUUAUUGGUCGUGGAAUAUUCUAUAUUUUCCUUGGCUCCGUGAUGGUUGGCCCUGGAUGGUACCGCAUCGCUGCAGGUGUCGUGGUUGGCGUUGUUGGAAUCGCCUACGUUAUCCUAGAGUACAUUCCCUCCAUUGAGCCGCCGGCAAAUAUGCGUGAUGCGGAUGCUGGCUGGGGUGCCGAGCAAGUCUAGCCUCGCCUCGCAAAGACCUGAGGAUGGCGGUGGUUGAUUCCUCAAAGGGGACAGGUGAAAGAGGCAUAGAAAACGGAUUGACGACGGGGAGUGUGCUAUUCUUGUACGCAUGUAUGUGUUACAUGGGAGCCCCAUCUUGGAGCUAUUCUGGUUGGAUUUUCUGUAUUGGCGUCAAACGAGUCUAUACCUUGUACGUGUGUCAUGUUGCACUGGAUAUUUCUGAGAAGGGGAUGGGAGCGUGUUUUCUGGUUCACUGGACUACUUAGGGUAGAGUGCAACUGGAUAUGGGUGGGACGAAGGCCGACUGGGAUUUGUUUUAGAAGGUUGAAUCAACUAAGCCACAGUCUGGGAUGACGAAGCGUGCUUCCUUUUGGUCAACGGUGGUGCGCGAGACUACGAUGUGUGGGCAAUGGGCAUGGCGAUGUGAUUGGAGCUGGCGGAUCGCUUGGCUUGGUUGAAACAAAAGCCUUUUGCCAUUGUGGUGUCCUGGGGCAAAAUG
Lindgomyces ingoldianus is the source of this 1006-nucleotide messenger RNA. Its product is annotated as COPI associated. Gene Ontology annotation, biological process: vesicle-mediated transport. Gene Ontology annotation, cellular component: Golgi membrane. The coding region runs from base 112 to 507 and encodes 131 amino acids. The transcript has 7 exons. The record is from RefSeq and is a predicted model, not a curated record. NCBI's taxonomy places the organism in Eukaryota, Fungi, Ascomycota, Dothideomycetes, Pleosporales, Lindgomycetaceae.